AUGUCGGUCAAGCGGGUCCUGGUCAUUGCGGGCUCCGAUAGCUCUGGUGGCGCGGGCUUGGAGGCUGACCAAAGAGUAUUGGCUGCCCAUGGCUGCUAUGCUCUCACAGCUACAACAGGGUUGACUGCACAGAACACACUCGGUGUACAGGACAUUUUUGUCGUACCAUCAGAAUUUGUGAGAAAGCAGAUUAAUGCAGGCCUGGAAGAUGUUGGUGCUGAUGUCGUGAAAUUGGGAAUGCUCUCAUCUGCGGAGACGAUUGAUGUCAUUGCCGAAACGUUACAAGCCCACAAAGUUCCCGUCAUUGUCCUCGACCCGGUCAUGGUUUCCACCAGUGGAGCGCAACUUCUCCCAGAAAAAGCUGUUAAAGAACUCCGAACGAAAUUACUCCCCCUAACUACUGUUCUGACUCCUAAUAUUCCUGAGGCUCUGCUCCUUAUCAAAGACGCUGGAUUCGAGGCUCCUGAACCAGCAGACCUGGAUGGGCUGGUUGAUCUUGCCAAGCAAAUCUGCUCUUUAGGCCCGAAAGCAGUUCUCCUCAAGGGAGGACAUCUCCCGCUUACAAAUGAUCACAAAGUUGCACAAACCCCAGAAGAUGCAACUACUGUGAUCGAUAUCCUUUACGAUGCAGAAUCUGCGGUCACAACAUUGUUUGAGACCGAGUAUUUGGUAUCCAAGAACACACACGGCACCGGUUGCUCGCUUGCUUCAGCGAUCUCUGCCAACCUAGCCAUGGGCAAGGACAUGGUGCGAGCCGUUCGCAGUGCCGUGCGGUUCGUCGAAGUAGGUAUCAAAACUAGCGUGGACCUGGGUAAGGGUAGUGGACCAAUCAACCACUUUCACUCGAUCUAUACUAUGCCAUUUGCACCCGGCCGUUUCCUUGAGUACAUCAUGGACCGUCCAGAUGUUCAGCGGGUGUGGGGAAAGUUUACCCACCACGAGUUUGUUGACGGUAUGGGGCAGGGUACGCUCCCUGUGGAACGAUUCAAGGAGUAUCUUGUACAAGACUAUCUGUACCUGGUUCAAUUUGCCCGCAGUAAUGCGCUAGCAUCGUACAAGUCUCAAGAUAUGGACUCUAUCGCCGCAUCCGCGCGUAUUGUCCUGCACAUCCAGCGAGAGAUGGCUCUCCACCUAGAUUACUGCGCUUCCUUUGGUCUUUCGAAACAGGAAAUGGAAGCUCAUCCGGAAACCAUCGCAUGCACUGCGUACAGUCGAUUCAUUCUUGAUGUGGGCCAAUCAGAGGAUUGGCUUGCCCUGCAGAUGGCUCUGGCACCCUGUUUGAUCGGCUACGGCGCCAUUGCCAGGCGGCUCUACUCCGACAAGAAGUCUCUCCGUCAAGGCAACCAGUAUUGGAAAUGGAUUGAGAACUAUGUCGCCGAAGACUACACGGAAGCAGUGCGUCUCGGAUCAGGUUUGCUGGAAGACCAUGUGCAGAAGGUAUCGCCGAGUCGCCUGGAGCAGUUGAUCCGGAUUUUCAUCCGGGCUACAGAGCUGGAGAUCAGUUUCUGGGACAUGGGGCUGAGCGACCGGAAGCUGUGA
Molecule: messenger RNA, 1539 nt
Organism: Penicillium canariense
Lineage: Eukaryota; Fungi; Ascomycota; Eurotiomycetes; Eurotiales; Aspergillaceae
Exons: 9
Coding region: 1-1539 (512 amino acids)
Biological process (GO): thiamine biosynthetic process
Cellular component (GO): cytosol
Molecular function (GO): thiaminase activity; phosphomethylpyrimidine kinase activity; hydroxymethylpyrimidine kinase activity
Source: RefSeq, a predicted model, not a curated record